ACUUUAAAAAGGAUGUGUGAUCAUUUUGGAAAAUAUACACAAAUGUAAUGAAAAAAUAUAAAUUCCUGACAUCAUCUAGUGCCACCGCUCACCAGCUGUUUCCAUCCUAAAUCAAUGACAUUCUACCUCUAUCUCAACUGCAAAUAGAACUCUUUACUUUGCAAGGGGGCAAAUUCUGUGUUGAGCAGCUUAACCUGGUAUUACUCAAAAUAGUUUUUUGGUUUUUUUACCAAAACAUUAAGAUAUACUACAUUUUACAUCUUGACCAGGACUUACCUGGUAACUCAGCUGGUAAAGAAUCAGCCUGUAAUGCAGAACACCUGGGUUUGAUCCCUGGGUUGGGAAGAUCCCCUGGAGGAGGGCAUGGCAACUCACUCCAGUAUUUUUGCCUGGAGAAUCCCCAUGGACAGAGGAGACUGGCAGGCUACAGUCCAUGGGAUCCCAAAGAGUUGGACACGAUUGAGCGACUAAACACAGCACAUCUUGACCUAUACACACCUAGGAUUCUGUAUAUUAAUCUCUCCCUAUCUGAAACAGAAAAAUCAGAAUGGAGAUCUCCUCUCAUCAGUCUCACCUCCUGCAGCAACUGAAUGAGCAGCGCAGGCAGGAUGUAUUCUGUGACUGCAGUAUUCUGGUUGAAGGGAAGGUCUUCAAAGCCCAUCGAAACGUCUUAUUUGCUAGUAGUGGCUACUUUAAAAUGCUUCUUUCUCAGAACUCCAAGGAGACAAGUCAGCCAACCACAGCGACAUUUCAGGCCUUCUCUCCUGACACUUUUACAGUUAUCCUGGACUUUGUCUAUUCCGGCAAGCUCUCUCUCACGGGUCAGAAUGUCAUAGAAGUGAUGUCAGCUGCUAGCUUCCUUCAGAUGACUGAUGUCAUCAGUGUAUGUAAGACCUUUAUUAAAUCUUCGUUAGACAUUAGUGAGAAAGAAAAGGAUCGCUAUUUCAGCCUCUCUGAUAAAGAUGCCAAUUCUAAUGGAAUAGAACGCUCCUCUUUUUAUAGCAGUGGCUGGCAAGAUGAAAGCAGUUCUCCUCGUUCUCACCUAAGCCCAGAUCAAGGAACAGGUAUAAUAAGUGGGAAAUCUUGGAGUAAGUAUAAUUACCAUCCAGCCUCCCAAAGGAAUACUCCACAGCCUCUGACCAAGCAUGAACAAAGGAAAGAUUCCAUUAAAAAGUCCAAACAUCUGAGGUUGUCACAGCCUUCUGAAAUGACUCAUUAUAAGUCAAGCAAGCGAGAAGCACGGACAUCUGAUUCUUCCAGCCACACCUCCCAGUCUGAAGAACAGGCACAGAUGAAUGCGGAAAUGGACUCUACUCCUGUUAGCUAUCAGUAUGGUCAAGGAUCUGAUGUCACGUCAAGAAGUUUUCCAGAUGACCUGCCCAGGAUGAGGUUCAAGUGCCCGUACUGCACACACGUGGUGAAGCGGAAGGCAGACCUCAAGCGCCACCUUCGCUGUCACACUGGAGAAAGACCCUACCCCUGUCAAGCUUGCGGGAAAAGAUUUAGUCGGCUCGACCAUCUAAGUAGCCAUUUUCGAACAAUUCACCAGGCAUGCAAACUUAUCUGCAGAAAAUGCAAGCGCCAUGUGACUGAUCUAACAGGUCAAGUGGUACAGGAAGGAACUAGGCGCUACAGACUCUGUAACGAGUGCCUCGCUGAAGUUGGCAUAGACAGCCUCCCCAUUGAUCUGGAAGCUGAACAGCAUCUUAUGUCCCCAUCAGAUGGAGAUAAGGAUUCCAGAUGGCACAUGAGUGAAGAUGAGAACAGAUCGUACGUGGAGAUAGUUGAGGAUGGGUCUGCCGAUCUGGUCAUACAACAGGUGGAUGAUAGUGAAGAAGAAGAAGAAAAGGAAAUAAAGCCCAACAUCAGGUAGCUGGAGUGUGAACCAACAGAGCCUGCAGCUUACACUGACGUUCUUGUGUCACUCUCUUUCCACGCCCAGAGUCUAAUCAACGAAUUAUCAGAUCAACUUAAAAGUAAUGCCCUGACACCACUUGCAUGAUUUCUGAACAGGCCAUUGUAUCCAUCCUGAACUUUACCGCCCUAAAAUCUGUUGCUGCACUAGAAAGAAAGACCUAGCUUGAGUUGACACGCUGGAUGAACAAUUAAUCCUCUUACUUUUAUUGUGUUACAGAAAUACCUUUUUAAAAAAAAUACUGAAAAAUCUACUUAGGGAACUUUUUUCAAAGAAAAUAUUUUCAAUAAAUUCACCACAACCAAACUUGAUAUAAAAUAAUUUCAAAGUGUUUCAAAAACAUGUAAACUACCACUAUUGAAUUUUCACAGGGAACUAGGUCAGAGCACAUUUAAGGGUCUGGAAACCUACCUGACUUAACUAAUUAGACUUUCUAUUAACUUUGCAUCUAAAACGACCUAUCAUAAUUCCAAUAUCCUAAGUGUUUUAGCAUUAUGGCAGAAGGCAAGUCUAAAUGUUUGAAGUUGUUCACAUUUGAAAUUUUUGUCAUUAAAUUAGAAGUUACUCUUAUGAGUCAGGAUUUAAAAAAAAAAAAGAUGAAGAAGCUGACCAGAAAUUAUAUAUAGACAUCAUUUUCUUAAAGCAGGAACCUAAUAUUGUCAACGUAGUUUUUGAAGAUCGGUCAAUAUAGCCAUCUUCUUCUCUAAAGAAAAAAAAAGAAAACAAAAACUGGAGGUUCCUACCAGUUCUUAAGCGUAAUUUCCUACAUUUAUAUACUGCUUUAUUAUUUAUAAAGUGCUCUUUCUUGCAUUUCCCCACCUAAUCAGCAAGGUAGAUAGCACUGUCUCUAAUGUACAAAUAAGGAAAUUAAGGUCAGAAAGUUUAAGUGGUGGGACCAGAGAUUGGACAGGUUUUGAUUUUAAAUAGUCCUCUUUCAACUGUCUCUCCUUGAAUUGUCAAACCUCACCAAUCUGCAAUAAUUAUAAAAGAAGCCUAUGAGAAUGAGAACGUAUGAAAGAAGAGGAAUUUAAUCAUCUUCGACAACGUAUAAUACCUUGCAUUAGAGCUAUUCAAGAAGUGUCAAGCAAUGUCCCUACAGUAUCUAUUGACAUGUUUUUAUGUUAUUUAUAUGUAAAAUUUAUAUAUAAAACUAUUUGAACAAGUUAUUCUCCUAAGUUCUUUAAGCAUCUUUGCUUGUUUAUGUAAUUUUUCCAAACAAACUUUUCUACCAGGAUACAAAAUGAAGUUUUAACGCCUCCCCAUAUGAAUUAUAAAACAUUCCAAAAUUACAGUCAAAGUGAAGAAGCAUUAUUUUAGUUGUAAAGAUUAAAUACUAGAAGUAAAGAACUGUCCUUCAUAAAAGUCUUGGCACGUUAUCCCAAUUAAGCUUCUUUUAAUUUAAUUUUGAUAGAGAGAGGCUCCGUAUAUUACUCUGUAUUUUUAACUGCCAUGACAUACCUCAAGAUAGUUUUUAUGUUAUUAUUUUCUCUUAUUCUUUAAUUAAUGAUUGUCCUUAAUACCAAUUUGUGGGCUAAAGUGGUUAAUUUCUUUCAUUUUUUUUUUUAUUAAUAGGUGAUGACCACUUUGUUUUAUGGUACUUAAUUCUGAUUUUUUUUUUUCAAGAUUCUCCUGAUGGUAAAUUUCCAGUUGCUUCAAGACUGGAUAGUGUGCAUUGCGUUUGUUGUCUCCCAAUAUGACCAUUGCUGAAUCAGGAGUCUCAACAACUAAACUGUUACACGUGAGAGAGGGAACAUAAGUAUAAUAUGAGUCUGAACCAUUGGAGCCAAUAAGAAAAAUGACUGAUUUGAGCUUUAUUUAUAGAAAUGAAGUCAUGCUUGCAUGUGUAUACUUUAACGCACUUUAGUCUAUGACCUAAAUGUUCUUUAAUGCUCCUGUAUUCUGCAUGCAAACAUCAGCAUGAAUGUCAGCACAGGCCACGGAGCACGGUGCCACCAGCACUUGUAGGGCCUUAUCAGAGAUGUGCUUUCUCACAAUUGUUCAUAAGAAGCAUCGCGGUCCCCACAAAACAGAGAUGUGCUUUCUCACAAUUGUUCAUAACAAGCAUCGCGGUCCCCACAAAACAGCUAUCAGAGUCACCAGAUUAGAUAGCACAUCUGUUCUGUUAUUUUAGUAUAUAAAAGAACAUUUGUGACAUGUUUGUAAGUUGUAAAUAAUAGCUACAGUAUCAUAUCAUAUUUACCUAAGACUUUAGAGACCAAUUCUUUUCUAGAGUGAAACUGUCAAUGAAUGAUUUCUAAGAAAACUGAAUUCUUUGGCUCUUAAAUGUGGGAAAAUGUUACAUAGGGGUAUAAUCUGUUAAUAUAAGCUUUAUUUAUGCCAAGAUUUUUUUUAACAUUAGGAAAAUAAUGGAAGUUGGUUAGACCAAAGUUUGCUCUUACAAGAAUGCUGUUUGUCAGCUUCUGAAUACCCUUGUAAGUCUAUGGUCCUCAAGAGUAUCUGGUUGAUGGGAUGAAGUUUUGCAAAAAUAAAGCAGCACUGCAGUCAUGUUUAGGGUCUGGAGGAAGCAAAAUAGACUAGGUUGGUGGUUUAAAAGGGUUUUUUUUUAACUCACGAAACCCUUUCUUCAAAUAAAUUGUUUCAUAGAGAAGUUCAGCAUUUAAAGCAAACUAAUAAUAGAGCUGCUCUGGUUAAAGCUCCUUGUAAGCCUUUCCCCACACACUUCUGCAGAGCUCAGGAGUCCAACGCUGAAAACCCUGGGCAGGAUCACUUUUUAAAUUCCCUUUGAGCAUUACACUCUCGCUUUAUUACUCCUGCUACUCCCGGCACUUCUAAGCUGGUAACCAUAGAAUCUCUUAGAGCAGCAAAUCACGUCUUUACAAGGUUUCUUCUAUAGUUACUACAUCUUAAGACCUUUUUCAGAACAGAUUUUUCAGUAUUGUAUGUUUGAGUGAUGGAAUCAAGCAUGGUUACUUCUUUUAUGUGGCCAAGUUACCACUGAAUGGAUAAAAAGUUUAGUGUUUCAGCUACUUAUGAGCUCAGAACUCAAUUCAUUGAAGUUAUUUUGCCAAGUCUUGCUAAGAUGUAUUGAAAUUUCCACUCAUACUGGUUAUAUGUAUUUGGAGUCCUAAACUUCAUACUAUGGAAGAAAUCACUAAAAAAAAAAUAUAGCAUAAGAUGUGUUUAACUGGGAAGCUUGAUAUUAGUAGGUACUGGAGGACCAAACUUUAUAAAUGGAAAGUUGUAUGUUAUUUUAUAUUAGAGUGGAUCAGUAUUACUAUUUAUCAUUUAUAUAGCAUUUUAUAUUUGCAAAGUAUUUAAUAAUUUUUAUGUUAUUCUUUAAGUAUCUAUGAAAUAGGAUGUUUAUCACAUGAAAGGUAAAGAAAUUAAGGCACAGAACAAUAAAGCAACCUACCUAAGACAACACAGUGAAACAAUGCAGAAAUUGGAAUUAGAAUGAUCAGAUUUUCUGAAUCUUAGAAUAUCAGCUUAAAUCACUGAGGUGUGUUGUGUAUUACUCUAUUUUAUAAGAUGAGUUUAUACAAAUAACAAUUGUUUUAAAGCUGACAUCAUUGUAUGUGGAUAAUAAAUCCUAUACAGAAUAAAUAUUAUGUAAAGGA
This is a messenger RNA of Bubalus bubalis (water buffalo), 5493 nucleotides long. It is a transcript of the gene ZBTB8A, whose product is annotated as zinc finger and BTB domain containing 8A. The record is from RefSeq and is a predicted model, not a curated record. Lineage: Eukaryota; Metazoa; Chordata; Mammalia; Artiodactyla; Bovidae. Gene Ontology annotation, molecular function: RNA polymerase II cis-regulatory region sequence-specific DNA binding; protein binding; DNA-binding transcription factor activity, RNA polymerase II-specific. Gene Ontology annotation, biological process: regulation of transcription by RNA polymerase II. The coding region runs from base 548 to 1873 and encodes 441 amino acids. The transcript has 4 exons.